GUGUUUUGUAGCCAGCUAGCUCUGCAGCUAGCAAGCGCGAUCACUGCUUGUUUUAACAUUUUUACUCAGAAUAUAGCCCAAUUUCCAUGCAGCUAAGUUUUACCCGCUUAAUUUUGGUGAUAUAAAAUAAUAGACUUGAAAGCCUUUGUUUUUGUGUUUUUGCAAGAACGCGAGAAACUUCUAAACAAACUGCUUCGUCCAUCUCGCAGGGUUAUGCGCCUAAAACUGACCUUGUUGGCACUGUCAUCUGGAGGACGGUUUUAAGUGUCUGUCCGUAUCAAUGGCAUACACAAGGCUGCUUCGUCUAUUCAAGAUCAGAGCUGCAAGUUUGACCAAUACGCGAACCACCGUAGGUGGAUGGACCUUCCGAAAACAUGUCAGCACUUCAGCUUGGCGAGCGCAGAGCCGAAUGUCAGCCUGGGUUAUCGACCAGUUUGGCACUAAUGAAGUCCUCAGAUACUCUGAAGACAUGCCAGUUCCCACGAUUACCUCGUCCAGCCAAGUCAUGAUCCAAGUGCACGCUGCCAGUCUCAACCCAUUGGAUGUGGCCAUGAGGGGAGGGUAUGGAGAUAAACUGAUCAAGCUACGAAAGGACCCGUUUUCGAUAAUGGACAACGAUAGUGGUUUUCCUCUGAUCCUGGGUCGAGAUGUGUCUGGUGUUGUGGUGGACUGUGGAUCUGAGGUUGCACAUUUUGAACCAGGAGAUGAGGUUUGGGCUGCAGUACCCCCAUGGAAACAGGGCAGUCUGGCAGAGUUUGUCAAUCUAACAGAGUACGAGGUGUCCCACAAGCCUAAAUGUUUGAGUCACAUGGAGGCGGCAUCCAUUCCGUAUGUAGCCAGCACUGCUCUGUCUGCACUUGUUAACGCAGGUGGUCUUUGCAAAGAGAACUCCUCUGAUAAAAGAGUUUUGAUUACUGGAGGAUCAGGAGGUGUUGGGACCAUUGCUAUUCAGUUGGCAAAGGCCUGGGGUGCCCAUAUUACAGUCACGUGUUCUCAAAAUGCAGAGGGCCUGGUCAGAGGACUGGGAGCUGAUGAGGUUGUGGACUACACUGCGGAAGAUGCAACAUACCAGCUAGAAAUGAUGGAGAGAUUUGAUGUCAUCUUGGACGGCGUGGGUGGUGACACUGAAGAGUGGUGUGUGAGCUUGCUAAAACCCUGGUCUGGAGCAAAGUACGUCACACUAGUAACCCCUUUGCUCUUUCAAACGGAUUCCCGUGGUCUGCUGGAUGGAUUUGCUCAUGCCGGAUCCACCCUGACCACUAAAGUUAUACAGAAUAUAAUAUCAAACGGAGUCUUUUACCGUUGGGGGUUGUUUGCUCCAGAUGGGCCUGGCUUGGAUGAGGUCAGCAAGCUUGUGGAUACUGGAAAGAUAUUGCCAGUGGUAGAGGCCCAAUUUCCAUUCAGCCAGGUACCUCAGGCUUUUCAGAAGUUGGAGCACGGCCAUGCCAGAGGCAAGACGGUCAUCAGCGUGAUUGAGGAGAAAGAUGGACAUCUGUAGAAAAUGGUUUAACCAGUGUCAUCUCACCACUGGACGUCCUUUAGGAGGCAUAUUUGGAUGGGUAUUCAUUAUAUGCAUGCUUCUUGUGUUGUAAUAAGUAAUUUAUAUAUAUUAUUUUGGAGUGUCAUCAUGUGGGCUUGAUUAAAAUAAAGAUCAUAGAACAUGAGCUAAGGAAAGUAGAUUUUUUUUAUUGCUGAAUAAAAGGUAAUGUAACAUCAAUAAAAAUAGAUGAGAUGUAUUAACACUGUUUAAGUUAAUUACAAAACACGUAAAUUUAUUCAUUCAUUGAAAAAGCAAAACAUUAACAUUAGCUGUAGUACUGGAAGGUUUUCUAUCAACUUCCAACGUCACGCUUGUAUCUUAAGUAGGCAGUAAUACAUUCUUAAACAGGUCUUUCAUAACAAACAUUGCAGCAAAUGUGAAAAUAGUCCUUAAACACUUGUCUUACUGCACAUAAGACUCUUAAAUAAUUUCCACAUCCCACUUCUGGUGUGCUUUAUUUCGAUCCAGAGUGUUGAGAAUCACUUGGUUUUUGUCAUAAUGAAGCCCCCCUGUAAAAGACAACACACACAUAUAAAUACAAAAUUUAUGCAAGGAUAUAAGUAAUCAUGUGGGACACAUCUUUGCAAUACUAUUUAAGUCUAGAAAUGAAAAGUUACUGUUUCAAAGUCAAACUGGUGCCAUAAAUCCCAAAACUCUUGUGUAUAUCUGUCUUACUAUUUACUGUUUUACCAUGUCAAAAUGAAUGGUUCAUAAAACAACUGCCGUUGGUGACCCAUGUUUAUUCUCGAAUCAUAAAUAUAGCUUCAGGUGCCACGAUUUUUUUUUUAAUUCCACAAGAUGUCAGUGUGGACAAAGAUGCAGAAAUUUGGCCUGAAAUAACAAGUGCAAGGCUUGAGAGAAAGCUACUGAGCUGAUUUUUACAUAAAGCACGCUGGAAUAAUAAUACAAUGCAAAUUUCGAACAAAUUUACAUACUUGCAACUGAGCCUGGAACACAAAGUUUUUGUUCUAUUGUACUGAAGGCAACAAGUGGAGACUUAUUACAAUAUAUAAAUUAUAAUAGGUACAUCACGCAAGAAAAUUUGAAUUGUAUCUUAGUGCACCACUUUCCAAACUAGUGAACUUGGAUAAUUUCGUUACCUGGUGAUCUCUCACAUUGGCACAUUACUUAAAAAGGCAUACGAGAAAUUCCCCUUAACAUCGAAAAACAAAAUAUUUAAGUAAUGCUGAUAAGUUUAUCAGCCAGACCAGGAUGCAACUAGUGUCCAAGGCCAUUUCUAAGUAACAGGUUCUUGUGAACUUGAGCAUUGGUAUCCUAUCAAAGGCUCACCUUUUACUUCCAGGACUAGAUCAGAGGUAGGCAAAUAGCGGAUAAAGCCUUCAGGGGUGAUGCUCCACGCAUGGUUCUCCACCUCUGAAGUUAGGCCCACCCGGCUUCCCGCAAUGGUCACGCUACCACUUGGACUUAGGCAGCACUCUUCAAGGAGCUGUAAUACACAAUUCCCGCCUCAAAGUCAGUAACUUUCUCUUAGCGGAGUCCCAGUUUUUCCUUUCUUUAGUGGAAUCAAAGUCACCGCCCUCGUACCUUGCAAUGGAGAUGGCCGCCACGGUAGACCCAAAUCUGCUCAAGACCGUCAGUCGCCUCGGCCUCUUGAAUCCGUAGCAGUUUGACAUCUUCCAGGUCACCGGUCACUGACAUCAUAAGUCUCGUUUGUCUGUUUCUUAACCUGAAGUGUACGUGCCUCUGAGUGGAGAACACCAAAUCAAAAGUAAAGGGUCUGUAUUUCUAAUGAACAGUUUUCAAGUAUCGAUUUAACAUUACUGUAAUAGGUUCUUUUUACGUACCUGUAAAAGGGGUCGGAGGGAUCCAAUUUUACUCCACUUGCUAAACUGGCGCCAGUCAGGUACCUCACCAGGUUUGAUUAAAAUCUGAGCACCCCGAUAGUUGAUGCCCUCAUAUAAUAUCCACCUGACAAAACGGACACGAAUAUUAAAUGCCAUUCUGUUUUAAUCAUGUGUCAAACUGAUGUUAUACUAAUCUUUUGACCUCACAAUAAAUUGAUUCAUUUAUCUUAUCCUCACGAGGGGGUGCUGGAGCCUAUCCCAGCUAACUAUGGGGAGGAGGCAGGGUAAGCCCUGAAGUGGUUUCCACUCAAUCGCAGACCUUCCAAUACAAUUUAGUUAAUUUCUGUAACCAUGAUUCUGUUAAAACCGUUAACAACUCUGAAAAGUAACAAAAUACUUAAAUCAUACAAUACUAAUAUUGCAAAGUUCUGUCAGGCUACCAACUAGAAUGUUAUGGAACCUAAACUGAGUAGUAUACCAUGCCAAUUUGAACCGUUUUAGCUUAAACUUGUCGAGUUGUGAGCAGAAUGAAUGAGAAUGACUGUGCCACUGCUGAGGUUCUCCCUUACACAGUACGCUUUAUAUUUCCUCCACUCAGGCUCACACCAGUGGUCUGAAUGUAACACAUCAGCAGCAGAUUUCCCUGGCCAUCAUUGUCAGUCUGUAAUAUCAUACUCUAAAAGGAGCACUGGCACUGUUUUCCAUCUACAGUAGAUACAUGAGCUAAAACUCCAUCUCUAUACAGAAUAACCAGAUAAACCAGACCAAAAUCGUUUACAUUGCAGUCAUGUACAAAACUCCAAUGAUUCUCCACUAGUGUUCCAUUGUGUUUAAAUUUAGAUCCCUAUUCCUUUAUAUUGAAAAUACAUUGCUAUUGUGGAGCAAACACUAUAUGGAAAAGCUGCAACAAGAUUCAAACCUGUACCUUUAGAACAAUGGGGGCAAAUUUUCCAACACCUGCUCCAUCUAAUAUGAUGUUAUUUUCCAUGAUAUAAAAAUGUUUAAAAAAAUAUAUGGUUAAAGACUACCAAUGUCUUCGGUUGUGUUCAGGGUUCCACUGUGCAUUCCAUACAGCACUGUAUUGUGUUGAUUAUCUAUGUUUGCACAGUGUACAGCUGUGUUACGAUUCCACCUUUUCAUUUAUGUUAUUCUCUUUUAUUGAUUUUUUUCUCUAUUGUGUGUUGAAUUUCCAGCACUGAGUCAUAGGAACACAUCAAUCAAUAGUAUUCUACGUUAUUGUAGGGUAAACACACAUAAUGCAACUUUCGGGGGUUCUGAAUAGCUAACGUGCGACAAAAUUAGCCCACACUCCAGUGAGAUGUCAGAUUCACACCAGGUGGAGAAGUUGUUGGUGACCGGGCCGCAGCCUUGAUGACCCGUGUAGUAAUGAAUAUACCGUACUCACAUGCCCCCCUCCACCAGCACCGACUGGACCCGAGCGCAGCCUUCAGCCAGCUGAAGGUUGACACAUCCAUUAGUCAGCACCACCCGCUUUCCACGCAGACCACUGCGCUCAAAAAGAAUGAUGGAAGGCUGAGAAAACUCCUGCCAAGGGAGAGAGAAUUGUUUAAAAAAACAGUGGGUGGAGUGCCAUACAAAGUCAAAUGGAGAUUUUUGUAAUGUAACCAUAGAAACAGAAAACACUUAACCUUUGUACCUACUGGGCUUAGUUUUGCCGGGCACAGGGUUGGCUAAAAGCCUUGUAAAAGAACAUUUGGGCAUCAUGUCAGUGGAAUAGAUAGUUGUUGUGUUUUUCAAAGUAAGAACAAUGUAUUUACUUUUCAAUAAGUGUACGUUUUGUACAGUGCCAGUUCUGUUUUAUUUGCAGCCGUGUAUAAUUUAGGCUAAGAUCAUGCAUAUUUAAAUCACUAUGGGACUGUUCUGACUAAUGUCACUUGUAUGUGGAGCCCAAAUAUCUUCAUAUCUGAUAUUCUAAAAUUAGUUCCCUCAAAUUCUGCAUUUAGGAACUUUAGUUAACACAUGACAGGAAUUUACCCUCAGCUUUUCACUAAAACGCCAAUGUGCCACAGAUAUAUUAUCGUCAUAUGACGUCUUUGCAUUCAUUUAACAUCAGAGGUGUGCUAAAACGAUCUUUAGGCAAAGUGGGUCCUUCAUAAUACAGUUGCAUUAUGCACACUUGCAAUUUGAUAUUUGCUUAUUUGGUACAUAGUUUAUACAGUAAAUUUCUUAAUAUUGUUGAAGGCAAAUGCACAAUGAUUCGUUGUGAGUCCAUCACUUGAAAUGCUGCUGUCCAUCAUGUGAGAGAUAAUCAACUUACAAAGCCGACAGUCUGGACUGAGAGGAUGGUCGCACUCGGGUUGAUACAACCCAUUGCCCUCAUAUCCUGGUAGUUUCCCUCCUCCAGCAGAUACAUCUUGCCAGCAUAGUCCUGUGCUUCGAAUGCGAGCCAGCUAAGGGAUGUAAACACAGAAUAAGCUAAAAUGAACAACACAAUGUUAUAAUUGAAGUGAUGUUAGGUUGACAUUAAAAAAAAUCAUGCUCACCUGCCCACUAGAACUUUGCAGGAGGCCACUGAGAAGCCUUCCUGCAGGGUCGCCACACUGUUCUCUAAAGUGAGGGCAGUGCCUUGAAAACCUGGCUUGGAGAAGAGCUGGACCUACGGACACAGAGCACAUGACAGAUUACAACUGGGCUAGAUCAUCAAUUGUGAAGCCUUGUUUUGUUUCUAAGAAGUUGGAUAAACAAUUACCACAUACCUUAAAUUUAGCCACGUUCUCAAAAUCAUCCUGAAAUACAAUGACAAGAGUUAUUUUCCCCCCUUUCAAUCAUAAAACUUUUGUUGUGAUUUUCAGCGCAAAACAAUGGAGACUCAUAAUCAUGUGGUUUUGAGAGAGGAAAAAACCCCACGGUGAGUCAGAGCAUCUGACAAGUAUUUUCCUCAUUUAGUGGGCACUUCAUUUGUUCUGGAUUUUUCAGUCACAUGCUUCCAAAGAGGAUCGACAUGAUAAAAAAUUGUCAGUUUCCUGUAUCAAGUGAGGACACCCAAAUGGGUAAUGUGACUUGUCACAUGAAUGAAUGUCAAUGCCAUUGAAAAUGCCGACUAUCAGGAUUCCAUUAUCACAUACAGUAUACUAGCGGCUAUCCUUUUUCUGUGGACCUUGUCCCCAGCGGGGUGUGCACUGGACGAGUCCCCAGUUAAUCACAAACUUGUCAAAUCAUUUAAUGGGCAUGUACUUUUUUGUUGUUGGAAAAAUACUGUAUAUUGUGAAAUUGCAAAGUAUCUUAAAAUAACAUUAAGAUAUUGCAAGGAAAUUUGCUUGACUUCAUAGCAAAUUGUUUUUCUUUUCCCUUUUAGGAAAGCAACGGUAAAAAAAGUCGGCUACUAUUACUAUUCAGAAUUCAUAGUCUAUUUUGCAGAGCAUUUUAUACCUUCUGCUCCUGUCUUGUUCGCCAUAUUUACAUUUAGGCUUAAGGUUUCUUUUCAUACCUAUUAUGUAAAUAUCAGGCUGGUGAAGUGGUAUCAGUGUUGCACUAUUGUAGCGUAUUUACAGUGCUACGAAAAAGUAUCUGAACCUUUUGGAAUUUCUCACAUUUCUGCAUAAAACUACCAUUGAAUGUGAUCUGAUCUUUGUCAGAAUCACAGAUUACAGUAUCAGCUCUAACUAAAACCACCCAAAAUUGAUAGUUUUUCCUAUUUUAAUGAGGAUAACAUGCAAACAAUGACAGAAGGGGGAAAAUAAGUAAGUGAACCAUGACAUUUAACAUUUUGUGCCCCCCCCCUUUGGCAGCAAUAACUUCCAGACGCUUCCUGCAGCUGCAGAUCAUUCCGGCACAUCAUAAGGACUAAUCUUGGCCCAUUCUUCUCUACAAAACUGCUGUAGUUCAGUCAGAUUCCUGGGAUGUCUGGCAUAAAUCGCUGUCUUCAGGUCAUGCCACAGCAUCUCGAUGGGGUUCAAGUCUGGACUUUAACUUGACCACUCCAGAACGUGUAUUUUGUUCUUCUGAAACCAUUCUGAAGUUGAUUUACUUCUGUGUUUUGGAUCAUUGUCUUGUUGCAGCAUCCAUCCUCUUUUUUAGCUUCAAUUGUCUGACAGACCGCCUAAGGUUUUCCUGCAAAACAUCCUGAUAAAAGUUUGAAUUCAUUCUUCCCCUAAUGAUUGCAAGUUGUCCAGGCCCUGAGGUAGCGAAACAGCCCCAAAUUAUGAUCCUUCCUCCAUCAUGUUUCAUGGUGGGGAUGAGGUGUAGAUGUUUGUGAGAUGCUCCAUUUUUCCUCCACACAUGACAUUGUGUGUUACUCCUAAACAAUUCAACUUUGGUUUCAUCAGUCCACAAAAUAUUUUGCCAAAACACCUGUGGCGGGUACAAGUGCCUUUUUCAUUAAACGAGCAACAAUGUUUUUUUUUUU
Messenger RNA from Corythoichthys intestinalis (scribbled pipefish), 7711 nucleotides. Its product is annotated as reticulon-4-interacting protein 1 homolog, mitochondrial-like. Gene Ontology annotation, cellular component: mitochondrion. Gene Ontology annotation, molecular function: zinc ion binding; oxidoreductase activity. Bases 281 to 1498 code for a protein of 405 amino acids. NCBI's taxonomy places the organism in Eukaryota, Metazoa, Chordata, Actinopteri, Syngnathiformes, Syngnathidae. The transcript has 10 exons. The record is from RefSeq and is a predicted model, not a curated record.